CAACGUUUAUACAAUACACACAACAAACAGAAAUCAUGGCGGCCACAGGCGGUACCUCAAACGCCCAGCCCAGUGCUGAUUUUAUCCGAAGUGAGAUUGAUGCCUAUGGGUUCAGGCGGCCAGACGACUUUGAUUAUGAGACGUACGAGCAAUUCAUGUCACAGUAUCUUAGCGUACUGGCAAGGAGAGCAGGAAAAUGGGACAAAGUCAUGGAUGGAAAGAAAAAUGUCAAGAAAUCAUUCAAAGUAAAACGUUAUGUCCGUAAAGGCAUCUCUAACGAGUACCGAGGUCUGGUGUGGAUGUACGUGAGUGGAGCCGAAGCAAUGAAAGAACAAAACCCAGGCAUGUACCAAAGACUUCUUGAUGGACCUAAAGAUGCUGAGCUGAUGGAGGUCAUAAAAACAGAUCUUCACCGCACAUUCCCAGAGAACAUUUAUUUCUGUAACGACUCCACGGUGAGUAAACGCACCUCCCUGCAGAACGUCCUGGUGGCGUUUGCGCAUCAUCACCGGGCGGACGGCUACUGCCAAGGGCUCAACUUCAUCGUAGCGCUCAUGUUGCUCAUCCUCAAAGACGAAGAGAGUUGCUUUUUCCUGCUGGAGACCCUGGUCAAGAACAUUCUACCCGCGUACUACACCCCUCAGAUGGCCGGACUGAAGACUGACCAAGAGGUACUAGGGGAGCUGGUCAAACAGAAACUCCCUGCAGUGGCUCAGAGAAUGGAGAAAGAGGCAGUACCAUGGUCAAUACCAACCACAAAAUGGUUUAUCUGCCUGUUCCUUGAUGUGCUACCUAUUGAGACGGUGUUACGGAUCUGGGACUGUCUCUUCUACGAGGGUUCUAAGAUUCUGUUUAGGGUUUGUUUAAGUCUCAUCAAACAGAACCAAGACGCCAUCCUGGGUGCCAGUAGCUUCCCUUCACUCAUUGAAUCCUUCAAGACGGUCACGCUGCAUUCUAGGAACACAGAUUGCCAUACCUUCAUGCAGAAUGUUUUUGCAGAUUCACAACCUCUCAGUCGAGCGCUCAUCGAGAAGUUUCGGACCAAAUCCAAUGAGGACGAGACAAAUUAGCGUCACUUUUGGAACGGUUUGAGGGGCGUCAACAAGAAGCACAUUUUUGCCUUGGCAGUGAAGAGUACAAACAAAAUCCAUAAAUCCAUAAAUAAGUCUCUAUGGGUGCGUUCGUUUAGCAUCCCUGGGUCGACCCCGGUCUGUCCCGGUACGUUUGAAUAGCUU
Asterias rubens (European starfish) is the source of this 1235-nucleotide messenger RNA. Its product is annotated as growth hormone-regulated TBC protein 1-A-like. The record is from RefSeq and is a predicted model, not a curated record. NCBI's taxonomy places the organism in Eukaryota, Metazoa, Echinodermata, Asteroidea, Forcipulatida, Asteriidae. Bases 36 to 1070 code for a protein of 344 amino acids. The transcript has 7 exons.